Molecule: messenger RNA, 1410 nt
Organism: Arabidopsis arenosa
Lineage: Eukaryota; Viridiplantae; Streptophyta; Magnoliopsida; Brassicales; Brassicaceae
Source: the annotation of a GenBank genome assembly
GAAUCGUUCAUCGAUCUCAUCAAUCGCGAUUUGAUUUUUUCUCGCCGACUCCAAAAUUCAAGAAUUGAGAAUGGACAAGUCUUGGAUUACAAAACAUCGUAUAUCUCAAGACUACAUAAAUGGAGUCAAAGAGUUUUUGGAUUUUGCUUUUGGUUAUAGUAAGACAGAUAUGAUCAAAUGUCCUUGUCAGCGUUGUUUUCUUGUUAAACACAAGAAUAGGACUGAGAUUGAGGGUGAUUUAGUCUGUCACGGUUUUCUGCCUACGUAUACAAAUUGGUAUCUCCAUGGUGAAGAACUGGAUUUUCAAGAGCAAGAAGUGAGACUAGAACAUGAAUCUGAUGAUGAUCAUGUUGAAAACCCGACUAUGAAUCUGCUUGGAGAUGUUUUUCCAAGUAUGAGUAAUAGUUUUAACGAUGAUGCUGCUAGUAUGCCUACUAUGGAGGAUCAUUCAAAGCAAAAUGAGGUGUUUGAUUGGAGUGUUGUUGUUCACGUCCAACCAAGAGACUUGUAUGAUAUGGAAGAUCCUACUAGUUCAGAUGAAAUUCCUCCUCAAGUCGUCAUUGAAGAUCCUCCUAUUCAAAGUUCAAUGAUUAUAUCUGAUAAUGUUUCUGAUAUUAGAUUAGUGAGGCAAAUAGAAGAUCUUGAAAGUUCUCAGAUUCCAUCUGAUUUAUAUGAUAAUAUGGAGAAAAAGUUCUGGUUUGAUAAUCCAAGGAGGAGGAAGAAAUAUGUUUUAUCUGCAUUAGGAGUCAGAUGCAGAGACUUGAAACAACGCAUUUGGAUGAAGUACAGAAGAAAUACUAUAGAGGAAGCAUUUGAAGCAAGACCAGGACUAAUUCCUGAAGAUCAAUGGAAAGAAUUUGUGGAAAUGCAGUUCACUGAUAAGGCUAAGAGAGUGAGAGAGCGUAAUAUUAAUAGUCGAAACAAUCAUAAAAUGCCACAUACACUUGGAAAAAAGAGUUUAGCAAGAAAAGCUAAUGAGAUGGAAGAGGAGACAGGCAAAGAACCAAAUCGAGCUGAACUUUUUAUUGCAUCAAGGACUAGAUCAGAUGGAAGUUUAUUGAGCAACGAAGCAAGAAUCACUGUGGAUAAGCUUUCCCAAGUAAUGACUGAGAAUAUACAAGAUGAAGCAUCCAAUACUGAGUCUAGACCAUAUGAUGCAUUUGAACAAGUGUUUGGUUCUGAGCCUACAAGUCGAGUUCGAUGUGUUGGACGUGGAGUAACACCGUCCAAGUAUCUUUUGGAUCAGGAAUCUGUGAUGUCGUCUAAUGCUGAGAUUUUGGAGCUAAAGACCCGUUUGAAAGGACUUGAAGAUAAGCUAGAAAUCGUGACAGAUGCUCUUUUUGUUCUUGUUAAAUCGAAAACUGAAGGAAGAUACUGAAGUAAGGUAGUGUAUAAAGCUAAGUUGUAGAU